Dioscorea cayenensis subsp. rotundata (Guinea yam) is the source of this 624-nucleotide messenger RNA. RefSeq names its product protein LITTLE ZIPPER 4-like. The record is from RefSeq and is a predicted model, not a curated record. Bases 50 to 382 code for a protein of 110 amino acids. The transcript is spliced from 2 exons. NCBI's taxonomy places the organism in Eukaryota, Viridiplantae, Streptophyta, Magnoliopsida, Dioscoreales, Dioscoreaceae.
AAAUAAACUCUUGUAGCUUCCUCUUUUGACUGCUACUUUAGAAUUAAGUAUGAAGGGAGGGUGUCGUGUACUUGUUUUCUUCUCUAUCAUGUUUGUGCUUGUUUGGGUUUCCACAUUGUUUGAAUGUGCCAAGGGUACUAUAUAUUCCUGCCAGCAAGUCAUGGAAAGGCUCAACUCCAAGCUGUACUUGCAGAACUGUUACAUAAUGAAGGAGAAUGAAAGGCUUAGGAAGAAGGCACAACUACUAAACCAGGAGAACCAGGCUCUUCUGUCCGAGCUCAAACAGAAACUGACCAAGUCUAGUGCCAGUCCCAACCCAAAUUCAAUCCCAGACCUCAACCUCAGCCCAGCUGCAAACAAGGCUCCGAAUGCAAACAAAUAGGCAUGCACUGAUAUAUGUUUCAAGGAAUGAUGUCUUUAUCGCACUCGUUUUGAAUGUUCAGGUGUAAUAGUUUGAGUCUCGACUUUCAAUGUCAGUCUUGACUCUUAUGUAUUUGGCUCUGGAGGCCAGUUAAUUUAGUAUAUCUGAUAUCUUUCAGAAGAGACUAUUCUGUCUUCUUAUAACUGGACCACACCGACUAGACUAAAAUUCUACUGGUCUUGGUCUUGGUCUUCAGAAUAAAU